This is a messenger RNA of Macroventuria anomochaeta, 681 nucleotides long. RefSeq lists its product as uncharacterized. Lineage: Eukaryota; Fungi; Ascomycota; Dothideomycetes; Pleosporales; Didymellaceae. The record is from RefSeq and is a predicted model, not a curated record. The transcript is spliced from 3 exons. The coding region runs from base 1 to 681 and encodes 226 amino acids.
AUGGCAAUAGAAAAGGAAUCAACUGAAGCGCCCCCGUUCUUCCUCAGAUACGAAGUCGCCGGAUGUUACCAACACGAUCAAGGAUUGGAUUACCCAGUGCAAGACCGUGCACAGUACCGCAAUCAUUCUUCGGGAAGGAAUGCGCUUCCCUCUCGACUAAUCGACAUCCAUGACCGAAACGGAAGUGCACCCCGCCUGGUCUUAACCGGAGACAAUUCAAGCUUUACCGAAGCCCGAAGGUCUGAGGUACGCUAUGUUGCUCUGAGUUAUUGUUGGGGCAAGCCAGAAUUACUAAAUCGAAAAUUGUGCCAUACUACCACGUCUGGAACGCCCGCCUCGUACCCUGAAAGCUCUUCCGCUUCAUCGCUUACCCAAGACGAUCCGGGACACGGCGACUUUGACCAAAGCUCUGGAAUUACGCUAUCUCUGGGCGGACAGCAUCUGCAUCGCAGUGGGAUCUUGGCGUCCGUCUACGGUGGUGCGUUUCUCACCGUUGCUGCGUCGUGGAGCUCAUUCAUGCACUCUGGAAUCUUCACCAAAAGACCGGGUGACGAUGCCGCCAGUGCUGUAAUUGACCUAGGACGUCUGGAUGAUGCCACCAUCAAGGGCAGAUUGGAGCUUGUCCGCUUGAACAUCUGUAGGGUGGAUUCUACCCGGGAGCCUCUGUUCAGCCGUGGCUAG